Messenger RNA from Pipistrellus kuhlii (Kuhl's pipistrelle), 3561 nucleotides. RefSeq names its product semaphorin 3F (gene SEMA3F). The transcript is spliced from 19 exons. The record is from RefSeq and is a predicted model, not a curated record. Gene Ontology annotation, biological process: negative regulation of axon extension involved in axon guidance; axon guidance; negative chemotaxis. NCBI's taxonomy places the organism in Eukaryota, Metazoa, Chordata, Mammalia, Chiroptera, Vespertilionidae. Bases 540 to 2864 code for a protein of 774 amino acids. Gene Ontology annotation, molecular function: chemorepellent activity; semaphorin receptor binding.
CGCCGGCGGCCGGAGACCCGAGCGGAGACCGGAGCGGAGACCGGAGCGAGCGGCCGCCGCGUCCGGAGAGCCCCGCGCGCAGCCCAGGCCGGAGCGGCGAGGAGCGCGAGCCCCCGCGGCCGCCGGGCCCCGCGCCAUCGGGCCGAGCGGAGCGAGCGCAGCGCCCGGAGCUCAGCGCGCCUGGCCCGCGCCCCGCGCCCCGCUCCGGGGAAUGCGCCCUCGGCGCGCCGGCCAGGGGCGCCCGCAGCCCACCCGGGGGGAGGCGGCCCCGCGCGCCCCUGAGCCUCCCAUGGCCCGGGCGGGGGCCCGGGGCCUCGGCUGCUGACGCGCUCGAAGCCCUCGGAACCCGCUCAGCCGGGGCGCGGCACCGGCACCGGCACCGACACCGACCCGACCCCGGUUCGGGCGCAGCGGCGAGAGGCGCGGGCAGGGCCAUGGCCCGGGGGAGGCGCUAGCGGGGCGCCUGCCGGGAGCCCAGGCCCGCCGCCGCGGAGGAGGUGUCCGGACCGCUGAGCUGCUCGGGGCCCCGGCCUCCCACGAUGCCUGUGGCCUGCCUCCUCCUCUGGGCUUCCCUCGUGACCGGGGCCUGGCCCGCCGCCCCCGCCCAGGACCCGCCGCCGGCCACGCCCCGCGUCCGGCUCUCCUUCAAAGAGCUGAAGGCCACGGGCACCGCCCAUUUCUUCAACUUCCUGCUCAACACCACGGACUACCGCAUCCUGCUCAAGGACGAGGACCACGACCGCAUGUACGUGGGCAGCAAGGACUACGUGCUGUCCCUGGACCUGCACGACAUCAACCGCGAGCCCCUCAUCAUCCACUGGGCGGCCUCCCCGCAGCGCAUCGAGGAGUGCGUGCUGUCGGGCAAGGAUGGCAACGGGGAGUGCGGGAACUUCGUCAGGCUCAUCCAGCCCUGGAACCGGACGCACCUGUACGUGUGCGGGACCGGCGCCUACAACCCCAUGUGCACCUACGUGAACCGCGGCCGCCGCGCCCAGGCCACGCCCUGGACCCAGACGCAGGUGGUCAGAGGCCGAGGCAGCAGAGCCACGGACGGUGCCCUCCGCCCGACGCCCACAGCCCCACGCCAGGACUACAUCUUCUACCUGGAGCCUGAGAGACUCGAGUCCGGGAAGGGCAAGUGUCCCUAUGACCCCAAGCUGGACACGGCCUCGGCCCUCAUCAACGAGGAGCUGUAUGCGGGCGUGUACAUCGACUUCAUGGGCACGGACGCCGCCAUCUUCCGCACACUGGGCAAGCAGACGGCCAUGCGCACCGACCAGCACAACUCCCGCUGGCUCAACGACCCCUCGUUCAUCCACGCGGAGCUCAUCCCGGACAGCGCGGAGCGCAACGACGACAAGCUGUACUUCUUCUUCCGGGAGCGCUCGGCCGAGGCCCCGCAGAGCCCCGCCGUGUACGCCCGCAUCGGCCGCAUCUGCCUGAAUGACGACGGCGGCCACUGCUGCCUGGUCAACAAGUGGAGCACCUUCCUGAAGGCGCGGCUGGUGUGCUCCGUGCCCGGCCACGACGGCAUCGAGACGCACUUCGACGAGCUCCAGGACGUGUUUGUGCAGCAGACCCAGGACGUGCGGAACCCGGUCAUCUACGCUGUCUUCACCUCCUCCGGCUCCGUGUUCCGAGGCUCCGCCGUGUGCGUGUACUCCAUGGCCGACAUCCGCAUGGUCUUCAACGGGCCCUUCGCGCACAAGGAGGGCCCCAACUACCAGUGGAUGCCCUUCUCCGGGAAGAUGCCCUACCCGCGGCCGGGCACGUGCCCGGGCGGGACCUUCACGCCCUCCAUGAAGUCCACCAAGGACUACCCGGACGAGGUCAUCAACUUCAUGCGCAGCCACCCGCUCAUGUACCAGCCCGUGUAUCCACUGCAGCGGCGGCCCCUGGUGGUCCGCACGGGCGCCCCCUACCGGCUCACCACCGUCGCCGUGGACCAGGUGGAUGCAGCCGACGGGCGCUAUGAGGUGCUUUUCCUGGGCACAGACCGCGGCACAGUGCAGAAGGUCAUCGUGCUGCCCAAGGACGACCAGGAGGUGGAGGAGCUCAUGCUGGAGGAGGUGGAGGUGUUUAAGGACCCCGCACCCGUCAAGACCAUGACCAUCUCCUCCAAGAGGCAACAACUGUACGUGGCCUCGGCCGUGGGCGUCACGCACCUGAGCCUGCACCGCUGCCAGGCCUACGGGGCCGCCUGUGCCGACUGCUGCCUGGCCCGGGACCCCUACUGCGCCUGGGACGGCCAGGCCUGCUCCCGCUACACCGCCUCCUCCAAGAGGCGGAGCCGCCGGCAGGACGUCCGGCAUGGGAACCCCAUCCGGCAGUGCCGGGGCUUCAACUCCAACGCCAACAGGAACGCGGUGGAGGCGGUGCAGUACGGCGUGGCCGGCAGCGCGGCCUUCCUCGAGUGCCAGCCCCGCUCGCCCCAGGCCGCCGUCAAGUGGCUGUUCCAGCGCGACCCCGGCGACCGGCGCCGCGAGAUCCGGGCAGAGGAGCGCCUCCUGCGCACGGACCAGGGCCUGCUGCUCCGCGCGCUGCAGCCGGGCGACCGCGGCCUGUACUCGUGCACGGCCACCGAGAACAACUUCAAGCACGUGGUCACGCGGGUGCAGCUGCACGUGCUGGGCCGGGACGCGGUGCACGCCGCCCUCUUCCCGCCGCCGGCCAGCGCCCCGCCCGCCCCCGGCGCCGGCCCCCCGCCGCCCGCGGACCAGGAGCUGGCCCAGCUGCUGGCCCGGCCGGAGGUGGGCCUCCUCCACCAGUACUGCCAGGGCUACUGGCGCCACGUGCCGCCCGGCCCCCGGGAGCCCGCGGACCAGAAGCCCCGGAACCGCCGCCACCACGCCCCGGACACCUGAGCAGCGCCCGCCCGCCCUUACUAUAAAGACACAUAGAUAUAUAUAUAUAAAACGUCUAUAUUCUACACGCCCGCCCCUCAGAGACAGUAUUUAUUGGUGGUUGUACACACCCGCCCCGGCCGGUCAGAGACGGACGCAGAGGACGGCCACCCGGCCCCGCCGCCCGGCCGCCCGCCACGGCCGCCGGCCACGGCCGCCGCCGGGACCCACGGGACACGGACCCACGGACUGGACCCCUGGCCGGCGCGCGCUGUGCCGGGCCGCCCACGCCGUGGACGGGGGACUCCGCCGACGGGCGGGAGGGCCGGCUGGCUGCGCACGGAGGGGGCGAGCGUGCGGCCAUCAUGGACGGCCCUGCCCGGGAAGGGCUGGGUCAAGGCCAGCCCGCCCGGGUAUUUAUUCUCUAUUUAUUGGGGAUGAGAAGAGGACGCCGUGGAUGGGGGCCCGUCAGCCCUCCCUGCCUGGCCGCGCCCUCUGGGCCGUGGCUGCCGCUGUGGCUCGGCUGGCGCAUUGCAGCGGGCUGGGCACCGGCGGGGCUGCGGGCACAAGCCUGGGGUUGGCCGGGCUCCCUCCUGCGCCCGCUCUGGGCGAGGGGUGUACAUAGCUCUGGGGGCAGGCGGAUGGGGCUCCCGGAGGCCCUCGCCGCCCCGGCCCCCCGGGCUCCAUCUUGUUAAUAAACACUGGCUCUGGGACUGGA